AUGGACAAGAUGUGGGAGAAGCAAAGACGCUACUCAGCUCCGACGAGCGGCCCAAGUUGGACGAGCAUCCCCCGAGCCGCCACCACCACCGUCCGUCUCGGAUGCCUUCAUGAGCCCAAACCUCAAGCUCCCAAGGCGCCGGUUUUGAUCCGCCCUCCCGGCCCGCGACCUCCAUCUCUCAAACAGGACUCAAAAGUCAGUUCGACUGGCGAUCCUCCGACCAAGACAAUCAUGAGGAGACGAGCUCGGUCUCUUUGUUCGCCCGCAGAAAGGAGGAUGGAGCUCAGGAGCCAGCAGGUUCGCUUUGUGGACGCCCUGGGCCUCGAUUUGGAGGAAGUGAAAGUGUUCCAAGAGAAAGAACGACCCCUGAUACCCCAGCAUGUCAUGUUCAGACUACUGAUGAGCUCUGAGAGGGCCUUCGGGAAAUGUUUGGAGUUGUCGCUGCCUCACUUUAAACCCUGCUUCCCCGAGAACAUGGGAGCUCAAGACGACUUCCUGAAGCGUGUGCGUGCACAGGUUGUGUGUCUGGAGCAAGUUACGUGCUCAGAGCUGGGUAUAGCAGGCACUGUCCAAGUACUUAAUUUAGACUAUGAGAAAAAGGUCACAGUUCACUACUCUUUUACCAACUGGAGAACAUCCACGGACACAACGGCCUCGUGGGCUUCAAGCGGGGCAGACGGGGAACACGACGCUCCGGGGACGGACGUCUUCAGAUUCCGUCUGCCGGUGCCGCCUUUCAUUUUGCUGCCGGGAGCUUUAUUGGAAUUUGCUAUCUGCUAUCGCGUCAAAGGCUCAAAUUAUUGGGACAACAACAAUGGGAGCAAUUACAAACUGACAUGUCACAGCUAUAAGGUGACUGUUCCAAAGGAAUGCGAGGACAGCAUGCUGCAUUUUACCUAAGUGGCCACACGAGGGCGCUAUUGCGCAUGUAAGCGACUGUUGCUACGGUUUCGCAAUGUCGUGAUCCAAGUUACUCAACUCUUCUAAGCUGCAUUUUGACGAAAACAUUUCCAUUGGAGGCUGCUGAAUCAAUUGUUAUUAUUUCGUUAUUUUACUUGACUGCAGUGUUUUUUUGUUUUUUUUUUAAAUUGAUUGUAAAUCUAACAUCCUUACACAAUGAGCACCUUAUUUGUUUGACCAAAACUUCUUUCUUCUGGACCUUGUUUGGGGUCAGAGGUGUGAUCACAUGGGACCGGGGCCAGCAAAGUGGUUGGCAUGAUGCAGCCUUUGGCUCCCAGGUGGUAUUUUCCGAUCCGAUCUGAAUUUGUAACCUGAUUUAAACUUGCCUGGCAUAUCGUUCAUGUCACAAAGCGUGUGGUGCUAACAAUAAAUCGGUGGUAUGAUAUACUGAAGUAUAAAUGCAGAAAUGAUAUAACACAAAUAUUAUUGCUACGUUAUGCAUGUGCAUGGACAAGCCUCCUAAGCACACAGGAAAAAAUAUAGAAAAUGCAAAGAAAUAUCCUGUCACAUGGUAUUUCAUCUCUUCAUUGCUAAAUUGGAUCAUUACAACAAUGUGAAUGAAUAAUAAAAGUUCAACCCGA
This is a messenger RNA of Syngnathus typhle (broad-nosed pipefish), 1541 nucleotides long. RefSeq names its product protein phosphatase 1, regulatory subunit 3Db (gene ppp1r3db). Gene Ontology annotation, biological process: regulation of glycogen biosynthetic process. The record is from RefSeq and is a predicted model, not a curated record. Lineage: Eukaryota; Metazoa; Chordata; Actinopteri; Syngnathiformes; Syngnathidae. Gene Ontology annotation, molecular function: glycogen binding; protein phosphatase 1 binding. The coding region runs from base 1 to 900 and encodes 299 amino acids. Gene Ontology annotation, cellular component: protein phosphatase type 1 complex. The transcript has a single exon.